AGGCCUGGACGGCGCGGCCAGGUGAUGUGGGCUCCGGUGCUGCUCCCGACGACAGGGACCCCCCGAGCGGCCGUGUCCCCGGGCUGUCCCCCGUGAGGCCAGAUCUGGAUGUCACCGAGGGAAGUGAGGCAGCUCCGAGUCGGCCUGGCUCGGUGGUGACACGUCCUUUAGGAUGCAGUGAUUUAAGGGACUUGGGCUCUCCCUGCGGGACGGGCGCUGCCUGCUUUGGUGAACUGGGUGCAGAGAAACAAACAAACAAACAAACAAAAAACCCCCAAACGACAACAACAACAAAAAAGGACAGGAUGAUGCUGUCCGAACAAGCCCAAAAGUGGUUUCCAACCCACGUGCAGGUCACAGUGCUCCAAGCCAAAGAUCUGAAGCCGAAAGGCAAAAGUGGCACCAAUGACACAUACACCAUAAUUCAGCUGGGCAAGGAAAAGUACUCCACCUCUGUGGCCGAGAAAACCCUCGAUCCAGUCUGGAAGGAAGAGGCCUCCUUUGAGCUGCCUGGGUUGCUCAUGCAGGGGAACCCUGAGAAAUACAUUCUUUUCCUCAUAGUUAUGCACAGGUCCCUGGUGGGGCUGGAUAAGUUUUUAGGGCAGGUGGCAAUCAAUCUCAAUGACAUCUUUGAGGACAAACAAAGAAGGAAAACCGAGUGGUUUAGAUUAGAAUCCAAACAAGGAAAAAGAGUCAAAAGCAGAGGUGAGAUCAAGGUCAGUAUCCAAUUUAUGAGGAACAACAUGACCGCAAGCAUGUUUGACUUAUCCAUGAAGGACAAAGCGCGAUCUCCUUUUGCAAAGUUCAAAGAUAAGAUGAAAGGUAGAAAAAACGACGGGACCUUUUCGGAUACAUCUUCUGCAAUCAUUCCAAGUACUCACGUGCCCGAUGCCAAUACUGAAUUUUCAAGUGGUGAGAUGCAGAUGAAGUCCAAACCAAAAAAGCCUUUUCUUUUGGGUCCUCAGCGACUCUCGUCUGCGCAUUCAAUGUCUGACUUGACUGGGCCGCACAUAUCUUCUGAGAAACUGAAGUCUGGGGCCAUUGGUCAGACACAUCUUCUCAGUCGCCAGAUAGAUCCUUUUGGAGCCGUUCGUGAAAGUGGAAGUCUCAAGUCUCCACACAGAAGAACAUUAAGCUUUGAUACUUCCAAAAUGAACCAGCCUGACAGGAUUGUGGAUGAAGGUGAACCCUCUUUUGGAAGACAGAAUGACCCAUUUGCAAAUGUGACUGCUUCAUUACCCCAAAAAUUUGCAACACUGCCAAGGAAAAAAAAUCCAUUUGAAGAAAGCAGUGAAUCAUGGGACAGCAGCAUGAAUUUAUUUUCAAAGUCAAUUGAAGUAAGGAAAGAAAAUAAAAGAGAAAAAAGGGAAAAAGUGAGCCUAUUUGAAAGAGUGACUGGAAAGAAUAGCAGAAGAUCUGACAGACUUAACAAUGGGGGAUCUGAUAGUCCCAGUGACUUGAAAUCACCUAAUGCAUUUAGUGAAAGCCGUCAGGACUAUUUUGAUUAUGAGUCAACCAAUCCGUUUACAACUAAAUUCAGGGCUCCCACUAUAAUGCCAUCUUCAAGCUUUCAUAUGAAUCCGACAUGCCAUGAAGACCUCAGGAAAAUCCCGGACAGCAAUCCUUUUGAUGCCACGGCCGGGUACCGGAGUCUGACCUAUGAAGAGGUGCUGCAGGAGCUGGCAAAGCACAAAGAACUCCUCCGCAGGAAAGACACCCAUAUCCGGGAGCUCGAGGACUACAUUGACAACCUCCUGGUCAGGGUGAUGGAGGAGACACCCAGCAUCCUCCGAGUGCCCUAUGAGCCAUCCAGGAAAGCUGGCAAGUUCUCCAACACUCAGUAGAGCCAAGGGCACUGGGCUUGUAAUUGGGGAGAAAAAGUGUGAGAGAAAGAGGGAAGGAAGGGAAAUGUGUUGCUGGAAGAGACUGUACUACCAGGCUUUAUUUUAUACCUUCCUUCUUCAUUAUGAAACAUUGUCUUACCUGUAAAUACUAACAGGGACUAUCAAGAGUGACCUUUGAAGUGAACAAGACUCUAAACUGUCACAGUGAAACCGGCCAUAGUCUUAGUCUCAGCGAGUGACCAGUUCCGGGUUCACUUGGGUGCUGGUGCUAGACCUCCACUCUGCCAUGGGCCCAGAAAUCUCUUCAGAAGUCCACGAGUAAUUCCUCAGGAAUAGGUUUUUCCAUGAAGCAGAACGACACUGUGGCUGGAUUCCCAGAAGUCAUCUGUGCUUUUAGCUUCAGGAAUGCCAGUCACUGCAAACACUACUAAUGACAGUUUCUAUCUGCAUCCCUAUGUGCGUACAUGAAUGACACCGUCUAUAUGUAAAGUACAUGCAUAUACCUCAUAUACACAUGUGUGCUUAGAACAUUUAAGUCAGCUGGUUAGGAUACCAGUCUUUUAGUCUAAAACGGCCUUUGCAGUAUUGAUACAGGCUGGUCAUCACUACAAGCUGUCCAACGCUAUAGAGAACUGCUUUAAAUCACUCUGUACUUUGUGAACCCAGAUAUCAAGUGAGCUGAAGCAUCUAUCUAACUCUAUCAUCAAACUUUAGCUUCCCCCCAGCCCCCAAAAAGUGAUGAUCUGAGGUCUUUUUUUAAAAAAGAAUUAAAAUUUUAGGGAACCAGUCCACUGCAGCAUGAAUUUCUUUCAGUUAAUGUUGACCUAACAUUGGGGUUUUAUUUCAGCAGAAAAUAAGCUGAUGCAAUUUGUUUUGUUGACGUGCAGCCUUCACAUCAUUAGCAAAGAAAAUACUACAGACUUCUAUCAUCAGGUGGGGUAGAGCUGGUGAUGUCUGGUGUCUGAUAACCCAGAGCAGCAGACACAUUCCAGGGAUGAAGUAGGCUGGGCUUCAAGUCCCCUAAACAAUAGACCAGAUGGCUUUCUUCUUUGGGUCUCCAACCACAAUAAGACAUGAAUGUGAGAGCCCAUCCUUAUGAGUGUGACAUCACACACUAUUCCACACCCACCCGGAAGAGUUGAUUUCUACACCAGGACGGGGCUUUUUGCAAGUCUACAUUCCCAGAUUAGUGUUAGGAAAUGUACACUGAAAGACAAUGUAAAGAGACAAUGACAUAACAGCAUCACUAAUCAUCAGCCUUUACAAUCUAAGGUCCUACAGAGCGGAUCUCUGUCAGGCCAUCUGCAUGUCUAGCCCUCAACUCCCCAGUCCUCUAAUGAAUGCAUUUUUCUAAUAUUUAUCUCUGGUCAGAUUUAUUGAAAGUUAAACAAAAAAAGCAGAGAUAGUAGUUCUACUUGUUUUCAUGUUUUGAAUCAAAGUCCUUGGUCAAGGGUACACUCAUAAACUAAAACUCCUUGUUGCCUAUGUUACCUGAGUUUCGUUAGUUUCCCUAUAAAAACAAGCAUUUUGAAAUUGCAAAAACUUAAGUACUUUUCUACAAUUUAAAAAUGGAAGGAAAAAAUAAGUUUCAUCAAUUUUUAUCUCUGCUUAUAAUGAAAGUUAUUCUGCAGUAAGCUUUAGAAUCUAGUGUAGGAUUUUCUUUUCCUCUUUGAGGUCUUAGUAGUUAUUUUUAAUGGUACUAUUUUAAAUAUACAUUUACUAAACUUUACAAAAUUACUAACACUUUUCUCAUGGCAUUGAGAAUCUUCUUAAACCUUUUAAAGCACCAAAAUCCAUGUGUUUUCAUAUUAUGACAGGUAUGUGCAGAUAUUGUAAUACACGUUGACCAAAUUUGGUCUUUCUAGAAUGAACCUGAGAUGUCAGUUUUAUACUGGGAAUACAUUUUUCCAUAAGGCUCAUUGGAAAGUAUGGUUCUGACACUGCUGCUCUUGUUUAUAGUCAGUUUGUUUUUAAGAAACAGUUCUUUGCCUCUGUAAGAAUUACGUAGACUUAUCCCUUCGUGGGUUUUUGACGGUAACCAAGUCAGUAUUUUUAUCUUCAGAGUCUGAAGCAAAGCUCUGUGUAGCUGGAGUCCUGUGGCUGGGGAGGGUUUUCAAAGUAUGGCUUGUAGUCAGCUGAGAACAAAAUCUGAAACAUGUAUUGUGCUUACUUAUAUCACACUUCUCACUCCAUGAAACCCAGAGUAAACUUACUACAUACUUUUCAUAAUCAGUCAGCCUAACAAAAACCAAGAAGGAAAGCAGGCUCCUGAGUGACCAUAGUGUUUCCGGGCAUUGGUGGACGUGCACACUGCACAGUCUUAGUUGUGGACAUCAUAGGGAAAAGACCAGAAAGAUAACUUAGUUUAUGUAACUAAAAGUUCUAAUGUUUUGUUUUUUCUAGUAGUUUAAAAUUGGAAAUAAAUGUCUGUGAGUUCAUUAAAUAGUGCACAAUACACUAGAUUUAUAAGCUGGUUUUACUGCUGCUUGUUUGCCUAAGAAUACAUGCUCAAAACUUUUCUACAAGAGGAUUUCUAAAAAAUGCAGAAUUGAUAUUUAUCUGAAGCCCAUUAUAGGCUAACACACUUGUGCUACAUAAUGAAACUAUUUCUCUUUGUUUAAAAGCAGUGUUAUUUUACCGCCAGUCUCCUCCCAGCUGUCAAAUGUGGCUUUGGCAGUAUUGCCCACCCCACCCUGCCACUGGGGCUCCAGAAUUCAUUCAUUGAGCACCACGGUCAUUACUGAGAAUUGUACAUACAGUACUGUGUAGCCCAUUCAUAAAAAGUGCCGUAAGUGCUGCCUCUUGCUGCUGUCUCCUGCACUGAGCGUGGCUUUGCCCUCCUCCCGUGAACAUAGUAUUCUCCAUAGAUUACACAUAACCACAUCUCUUGCUUUUGGCAGUAAAUCAAGAUUUAGUUGUAAUUUUCCAGCUGUGAAAAUGUUGCCUCGUAUUUGAAAGGGUUUCGUGAACAGAAACCCAAGUCAAACUAAGUCAUUAGUGACAGACCUAUCUUCUUCUUGUCCUUCCUUCACCAUCACCACCACCCCACCUCACCAACUCCUGCCUCCUCCCACACCAGGGCCUCUAUGAACAAUACAGAAAUCAAGAGUAAGAACACCUGCCUCCACACUCACAGUUGCACUAACUAACGUUUUUCGUUUCCUCUGUCACAAUCAUUUUUUAAUGUAUAAAUGCACUACCUAAGAUCUAUACAGCAAGCUGCAACUUUGACGUCCACGUACGCAUCUGUCCUGUAGGUGCGGCAGGUGUCGCGUGUGUGCCAGUGAAGUGGAGAGCAUGCGCACCCAUUCAGUCUCUCUGCAGUAGAGGAGAAGAAUCACACUGCCGGCUUGUGGUAGUAGAUGAGAGGGUCUGUCAGCACGCAUGGAAAGCCCCCAUUUUCCUAGAUUUAUAAAUUUACUAAUCCAAAUGCCAUCGUUGGAAGUAUUUAAUAUGCAAUAGGUAGCGCCUUAACUAAUUAAUCUUCAUAUGACGGUUUCUGAUCUAUUUAAUAAGAAUGCAGAAGCUCUUCAAGCACUGAACUAGAGCUGACGUUUUACUUCAUUUAUUUCCUGUCCAAAAAAAAAAAAAAAAAUGCUUUUAUA
Messenger RNA from Jaculus jaculus (lesser Egyptian jerboa), 5449 nucleotides. RefSeq names its product RAB11 family interacting protein 2 (gene Rab11fip2). Gene Ontology annotation, biological process: regulated exocytosis. Gene Ontology annotation, molecular function: small GTPase binding. The transcript is spliced from 5 exons. The record is from RefSeq and is a predicted model, not a curated record. Gene Ontology annotation, cellular component: endosome; phagocytic cup. Lineage: Eukaryota; Metazoa; Chordata; Mammalia; Rodentia; Dipodidae. The coding region runs from base 306 to 1844 and encodes 512 amino acids.